UCGAUAGACGGAUCCAAGGUGUAAGUAAUGCAUGGUGUUAUUAGAAGGGGAGUGUGUGUCUUCCGUGUAAAUAAGUAUCCCCUGGGUCUUUGUUGACCCUGUCUGACUCUUACAAUGGCGGAAGGAGGUCUUCCUUCGGAACUGGACUUACACCUACUGGAAUGUCCAAUUUGCCUGGAGCGACUUCAGCAACCCAAGUCCUUAUCCUGUCUCCACUCCUUCUGUCAGGAUUGUCUCGGGACUUAUAUCACCAAGGAGGUGUCCGGGAAGAUGGCGUCGGCAACAACAUUCCCUUGUCCAGUUUGUAGGAGGAUGACCCAUCCGGUCAAUCAGGCUGAAACCAAGGAUAAAUGGGCAGGACAAUUUCCGACUAAUACUGUGAUCCAGGAUCUUAUCCAACUUAGGGAACGUUCGUCCGAACCAUUACAUGGCAAACCAUGCCAGACAAGAGGAAAUAUAACCAGCCCAGCAAAAUUUUGGUGCAAAGCGAUGAACAUCAGCUUUUGUGAGACUUGUAAGAUACAACAUCACGAUAUCUUACAUAAAGACUGUGGUAUACUGAAUGUCACUGGAAACCAAAGCAAACGACCGAAUAAGGAAACGUAUGCCCCUCGUUGUUAUCAACACGGCGAAAGAAUGGUUCGGUAUUGUGAGGACCACCAACUUCUGUGCUGUAACGAAUGCGUGAUCGAAGACCAUAGGAGAUGUGAACAAGUGCCAAAGGUGACGGAAUAUUGUCAGAAGGUAAAAGCAGGAUCGCAGCUAGAAGACAUGCAGGCGGCGUUGAAGAAAGGAAAAGAGAGUAUGAACGCAUUAGUAAAGGACUUUGAUGAACAGCUCCAAACCAUGAUACAGAACCAGGAAAUGGUACUUCAGAGCAUCUCCGACCUGCGUCAAAAUGUCGAUAAACGACUGGACAAACUUCAGAAAGACAUCACCGACGAGUUAAUCAAAUUGUUCAAGAAUGAGAAAAGAGACAUGGAGGAAUCAUUACGGCAGUGCGAACGUCUGAUGAACGGAAUGAAAAAUACCUUGAAGUCAUCCAUUAAAGCCGUAGAGGAAAACGACAACAUUGAGACGAUAGUGUUUUAUCAGAGAGGACAGGCAGAAGUGGAGUCGUGUAAGACCCUUGUCACGGAGAUGAGCAAGUCAUUUACAUCCGUCAGUAUCGAGCAUCAAAUUGUUCCCGGACAUGAUACCAUUAGCGAUGACUUGAUGGGAAAGAUCGUCGUCAAGAUACAACCACGAUGCAUCCCUGGGGGCCAUAGCGAUUUAGGAAAAUCAAUGUCAGUACGACGUGUGAAAGAAAUCGGAAAGUUCAGCAUCAAGACCCCGUCAGAUAAAAAGGAUUCCUGUUCAUAUGGUGUUGCGUACUUGUCAUGUGCCCAAAUAGUAGUAAGUGAUUACAGCAAGCAAAAGCUAGAGUUGUUUACAGAUAAAGGACAGUACCUGCACGAGUUGACCGUUCGUGGAAAUCCCUGGGAUAUGUGUCGGGUGGACACCAACACGGUAGCGGUCGCUGUCACCAUUCCUGGUGGUAUAUGUGUCGUAAAGGUCGAAGCCUCAAAACUCUUCCUGACAUAUGAGAUCAACAUGUCAAAUGGUAAACCCUGUUAUGGUAUAACACAUAUAGACGGGAAGUUUGUCGUGAGCACAGGUCGGGAAGUAUACAGUGUGACACAGGACGGAGCAGCUAAGUUGUUAUAUAAUUAUAAUAACUUCUGUUGUUCUUUAACACAUGAUCCAAUAAAGGGUGACACACUCGUCAGUGUGAGUAACAACACCCCGGGGGUCGUCGCGGUAUCUAGGUUGUCGGCUGACAAACGUCAUACGGAUGUGAUGAAGGUCGGUGUCGUGAAGGAUGCAAGGGGAAUAGACGUGGACAGGGAGGGUAACAUAUACGUAUGUAGUGGGAAACCAUACAACAUCGUACAGAUGUCUUGGGACGGAACACACGUCAGGAAACUUAUGACGUCAUCAGAUGGAUUUGACUCUACACAUGCAAUAUCUGUUUGUGGUGACACAUUUGUGGUAACUAAUACUGGUACUACAGGCGAUAACUUUAUCCGUGUCUUUCAGCUGUACUAAUUAAGAUAAACGAAAAUCAAUGUGUGCUGAACACUAAGAAUGUAGGUGCACAUCGUAACGACUGAAUACACACCGUUCAUAGAUUUAUAUAAAUUUUACCUCAGACAAUUAGGAGCUGGUGUAAACACAAAAGAAAUCAGUUGCUCAAAUUGUUUAGGACGUUUUAGUGUAAUUGUGUUAAACCUAUAGAUUUACAACAAAGCAAAUCGAAUCCAAUCAGAUACUUAAAUUACAUUGUUUUAUCUGUAUUACUUAUCAUUUGUACAAAGUAUGUUAAGUGUAUUGAUAAUUAGUACACGUGCUUUAUAAAAUGAGUAAAUAUACACCACCUGAUUAUAUCUUUGUUUCCAUGUGAAUUAUAAAACCAAUAGAUAUGCGUGUUAUCGACAUAGCGUGAGAACGAUUAUAAAAUCAUAUUUAGAUAAAUGUUUGAUACAACCACGUAAGUAAUAACAAGAAGAGCUAUGGAAAUAGACGUGGACAGGGAAGGUAACAUCUAUGUGUGUGAUCAUUAUUCACACAGCGUAAAACAAAUGUCUAUGAACGGAACACACGUCAGAUAACUGCUGACGUCAUCAAAUGGAAUGGCUAAUCCCUGACGAGACGAAAUGAAUUAUAUCCGUGUUUUUCAAAUGUGCUAAAUGAAGUAAAAUUGAAAACAAAUGUGUAUUUGAAAUAUAUGCUAUAUAUGUUUGGGGUGACAUAUUUGUGGUAAUUAGUACUACUGACGAGAGGAACGUUAUCCGUGUCUUUCAGCUGUACUAAUUAAAAUAAAGGAAAAUCAAUGUGUGCUGAACACUUAGAAUGUAGGCGUAUAUCGUAACGACAGAAUACACACCGUGCAUAUAUUUAUAUAAAUUGUACUUCAGACUUUAAAGAGCUGGUGGUAACACAAAAGAAUUCAGUUUCUCAAAAUGUUUAGCAAUGUUUUAGUGUGAUUGUGUAAAAUCUAUAGCUUUAUAACAAAGCUAAACAAAUACAAUCAUAUAUUUGAAAUACAUUGAUUGUUUUAUCUUUAUUACAUAUUAUAUAUACAUAUAAAUAGUAUGUUUAGUGUAUUGAUAGUUAUACGUGAUUUAUAAAAUGAAUGA
Molecule: messenger RNA, 3179 nt
Organism: Mizuhopecten yessoensis (Yesso scallop)
Lineage: Eukaryota; Metazoa; Mollusca; Bivalvia; Pectinida; Pectinidae
Product: E3 ubiquitin/ISG15 ligase TRIM25-like
Exons: 2
Coding region: 115-2088 (657 amino acids)
Biological process (GO): positive regulation of DNA-templated transcription
Cellular component (GO): chromatin; nucleoplasm
Molecular function (GO): ubiquitin-protein transferase activity
Source: RefSeq, a predicted model, not a curated record